CCCUCCUGGCCUCCUCCCGCCAUUGACACUGUCACCGUAUGAAAGAAUCUCUCAUCCUUUUUUCUGUGGGCUCUGUGUUUGUGGUGUGAAAUUAGUAAUGGCUUGGGCUCUGCCAUUGCCGCCCUUGAAAUUAGCAGCAGCAUCAUCAUCUCAAGAGUCAUCCUCUUCCUCUUCCUCUUCCUCUUCUCCUUCUUCCUUUAGCUACAGACCUGCUGUUAUUCUUCCAGGCUUGGGGAACAACUCUAGUGACUACAACAAGUUGGAGGUUACUUUGAAAGAGCAGUACGGCGUGCCCACCCUGGUUGCCAAGGUCUCAAGGCUUGAUUGGCUCAGGAAUGCCGCCGGUUUGGUAGACCCCAACUACUGGCGUGGAACUCUCCGUCCUCGCCCUGUCCUGGAUUGGUACCUGAAGAGGAUUGAAGAGGCUGUUCUGGAGGCUAAGGAGUUGGCUCAAGGUGGGACUUUAUCCUUGAUUGGACACUCAGCUGGAGGAUGGCUUGCUCGUGUUUACAUGCAGGAAUUUGGACUGUCUGAUAUCUCCUUGUUAUUGACUCUUGGAACCCCCCACCUUCCACCUCCCAAAGGUCUGCCAGGGGUUAUUGAUCAAACAAGGGGUCUUCUGGACUAUGUUGACAAACAUUGCUCUAAAGCCGUGUACAAUCAUCAUUUGAAAUAUGUAUGUAUUGCUGGGAGGUAUAUUCAGGGGGCUCCAUUUUUUGGCAGUUCAAUUGCAAAUGUUGAGUCUGUGAUUCCUAAUGACAAUGCUGAGGUUGCUGUUGUUAAUGAUGUGGGCACAUCAGCAUCAAAUGCGACAACCUUGCGUGCUCGCCUUGUUGGCCAAGGUUACAAGCAGGUUUGUGGAAAGGCAGAUAUAUGGGGUGAUGGGGUUGUGCCGGAAGUGUCAGCGCAUCUGGAAGGUGCGUAUAACAUCACCCUGGAUGGAGUUUACCACUCACCAGUUGGUUCAGAUGAUGCAUCAACACCAUGGUACGGUUCUCCUGUCAUUGUUGAAAAAUGGAUACACCACCUCCUCAACUAAUGAUGGAUGUGAAAGCUACUGAAUGGGGAGACCACGAUUAUUCUUUCUUGAUCUAUGGAAGAUGCUCCUGCUUUUAGUGGCUUUGAACUCACUAAGAAGCAUAUGUUGCAAUAUUCAUUUUACAUCUGGAAAAUCUUCUUCGUGUUCAGUUCAUUACAAAGUCAUGUUUUUGCUUUCUACAGUAUUCUUUGUGUGAUUCAUUUCCUUCCAUGUGAAGGGGAAGCAUAAAAGCCAUUUACUUUGUCUUGUGCCUCGUAAGCUUAACAAAUCCAUCCUUAGAACUCAGAAUAUAGUUGUGCAGCAAGUGAGAAUGUACUUCCAAGUUGCUCUA
Carya illinoinensis is the source of this 1370-nucleotide messenger RNA. RefSeq lists its product as uncharacterized. The record is from RefSeq and is a predicted model, not a curated record. The coding region runs from base 98 to 1039 and encodes 313 amino acids. NCBI's taxonomy places the organism in Eukaryota, Viridiplantae, Streptophyta, Magnoliopsida, Fagales, Juglandaceae. The transcript is spliced from 7 exons. Gene Ontology annotation, cellular component: chloroplast.